AGCGGUGCGAGGAAGACCAGUCACUUCAGUCAGGGAUCAGGACCCAAGUAUCAGCGCUCGACAUGGAGAUGUUCGCUAAACUCGCCUUCCCCGUCGUGAUAAUCUCCGUGCUGGUCGCUUGCAGUCCGACGGAGGCAUGGUACAAGCAGGUGGCCGGUCCAAGCUACUACUCGGUGGGCAGGGCGUCCGGCUUGCUGUCCGGUAUCCGGAGGUCACCGUACGUCAGGAGAGCCGAGCCGGAGCCGUCAGACAGCGCAGAGUCUGCGACCAACAGCGUCUUUUCUGAGUUCAAUCCGCAGAAUUUCAUCCUGAAGACGAUGCCUGUUUGUAUCAAAGACAUUACACCAAAUCUGCAGAGCUGUGAACUCUUCCAGGAACUCAAGGGUUCAUUUAAGUGCAAAGCGGACGUCUUCCUCUCUCUGGACUCCUCAGACUGUGCAGGAGACUGAGCAGUAAAGCCGACAGCAGGGCUGGAUGAUGAAGCCUACUUCUUGAAGGCGUUGCAUUUAAAAACUGUACCAUUUCAAGUUUAACACUGGUGUUGCACUAGAUGGAAGAUAUGCUACUUUUCAUUUACCAUUUCACCAAUUUAUUUAUUGAUUUUAUGAUAAACCUGUUACAACUUUACUCUGUAAAAGUAAUGUAUUAAUGUAUAUAUAUAACCUGAGUUUUCAUUAAUAAAUUAAUCAC
Messenger RNA from Dicentrarchus labrax (European seabass), 690 nucleotides. Its product is annotated as neuropeptide B-like. Lineage: Eukaryota; Metazoa; Chordata; Actinopteri; Moronidae. The record is from RefSeq and is a predicted model, not a curated record. The transcript is spliced from 2 exons. Gene Ontology annotation, biological process: G protein-coupled receptor signaling pathway; feeding behavior. Bases 63 to 449 code for a protein of 128 amino acids. Gene Ontology annotation, molecular function: G protein-coupled receptor binding.